GUCAAGGAUUUGCCCAAUUAAGCCUCAAGGCAUUUUGUUUUUUCGUCCUCCAGUGGACAGAAAGGAAUAUUGUCACGUAUAUAAAAAUAAUCACUGGCAACAGAUUGCAUUAGUGUGAUCUUCGCAUUUAGUUGAGUUACUUCAUUAUUUUUUGUCAUUUUUAGGAGUUUUGAAUCUAUUUAACUUCUUAUUCAAAAUGGUCUCUAAUUCUGUCGGUUUUUUGAAAACUUGCAUGCUAAUUGUAAAUGCAGUCGUCAUUUAUGGACACCCUAAACUACCGGAAGAAAUGCCUCUUUGUAAAAGAAAUGACCCGAAUUUGAACGAGUGUCUUAAAAGUGCAAUCCAAACUUCGGUUUCAGUCCUGGCUAACGUGGGUAUACCAGAAUUGGAUGUUCCUUCCAUUGAUCCACUUCACAUACACGAAAUCCUCGUGCAUCAGAAUAGCACUCACUCUGUUAGGAUAUCGUUGGCCUUGAAUCACGCCGAUGUCAUCGGUCUAUCCAACAUCGAAAUACAAUCCGUUGAUGCCGAUUGGGAUAAGUGUAAGAUUCGCAUUGAUAUGAAGAGCAGUCCUUUGAUGAUCGUCGGUGACUAUAAGGUAGACGGAAAAAUAAUGGUUUUGCCAAUAUUCGGCGAAGGGAAAUUUAAUUUCUCAUUCAACGAGGGAGGAGAGGGACAUAUAGAAUUAUCUGGAAGGCCUGAAGUCAGAGAUGGCAAAACUUAUAUGAUAACAGAAAGUGUGACCUGGGACUACAAACCAAAUCAUCUAUUCAUGAAUUUGGACAACUUAUUCAAUGGUGAUAAGGCCAGAGGAAUUCAGAUGAAUGCUUUCCUCAACGACAACUGGGAAGAUGUUCUUGAUGAGGUGAAGGAUGUGACCCAGGCGUCUUUUGGAGAUACUUUUAAGGACAUUGCAAAGUUGAUUUUUGAUAAGGUGCCUUUAGAUUCCAUUGCAAUAGAAUGAUUAAGACAGAUCUUCUGGUACAGUAGUUAGACUCCAAUACUUUCAAUAAGAAUAGUGAGUAGGCCUAUGAUAGAGAUAGUGACGGUGGAUGAAUAUCCAAUCAUAAUGGAAAAUCGUAAAUUUCUUUUUCUCUCUACAUCAGAAUUUUUGAUUCGACUAUCACUUUACAAUAAAGAUACAUUAGUGAUUAAAACAAUUUUCAAAGAAUA
Messenger RNA from Nilaparvata lugens (brown planthopper), 1173 nucleotides. Its product is annotated as protein takeout. The record is from RefSeq and is a predicted model, not a curated record. The transcript has 6 exons. Bases 197 to 964 code for a protein of 255 amino acids. NCBI's taxonomy places the organism in Eukaryota, Metazoa, Arthropoda, Insecta, Hemiptera, Delphacidae.